GCCAUACAUUGAUACCGAUAAUAAAUGAAUGGAUUGAAAAAGGAACGAUCAUAAUAUCUGAUUUCUGGAAAUCUUAUGAUUGUUUGAUGGACGAGGGUUACAUUCACCUCAAAGUUAAUCAUUCCAUCAACUUCAAGGAUCCAGAAACAGGAACUCACACAAAUGCUAUUGAAAGUUCUUGGAGACACGCGAAGGGUACGAUGGGGUCAGGAACUCGAAAAAAGGCCAUGUUUCCACCACAUCUAGCAAAGUAUAUGUUCAUGAAAAUGUGCCGCUAUCAAAAGAUGGACCCAUGUGAAACAUUUUAUCGAAUGGCGGGUGAACUCUAUUCCCCACUAAAGUCUAAAGUGGAAAUGAGCGAUGAGGAGCAGUCCACUGAAAUUGAUGAAACGGAUGAAAACUUUGCGUAA
Messenger RNA from Osmia lignaria (orchard mason bee), 410 nucleotides. RefSeq lists its product as uncharacterized. The record is from RefSeq and is a predicted model, not a curated record. NCBI's taxonomy places the organism in Eukaryota, Metazoa, Arthropoda, Insecta, Hymenoptera, Megachilidae.